Molecule: messenger RNA, 207 nt
Organism: Trichomonas vaginalis G3
Lineage: Eukaryota; Parabasalia; Trichomonadida; Trichomonadidae
Exons: 1
Coding region: 1-207 (68 amino acids)
Biological process (GO): maturation of SSU-rRNA; translation; ribosomal small subunit assembly
Cellular component (GO): ribosome; cytosolic small ribosomal subunit
Molecular function (GO): structural constituent of ribosome
Source: RefSeq, a predicted model, not a curated record
AUGGAAACAAGCCAGGAGCAAGUUAAGUUAGCUGUUGUUAAGCAAGUUAUCGGCCGUACAGGUUCCCGCGGUGGUGUUACACAGGUUCGCGUCGAAUUCCUUGAUGACUCAAACCGUUCCCUUGUUCGUAACGUUAAGGGCGCCGUUCGCGAGGGUGAUAUCCUUUCACUUCUUGAAACAGAGCGUGAAGCACGCCGCCUUAGAUAA